This is a messenger RNA of Melampsora larici-populina 98AG31, 2074 nucleotides long. RefSeq lists its product as uncharacterized. Gene Ontology annotation, molecular function: molybdenum cofactor sulfurtransferase activity. Lineage: Eukaryota; Fungi; Basidiomycota; Pucciniomycetes; Pucciniales; Melampsoraceae. The transcript is spliced from 5 exons. The record is from RefSeq and is a predicted model, not a curated record. The coding region runs from base 245 to 1885 and encodes 546 amino acids. Gene Ontology annotation, biological process: molybdopterin cofactor metabolic process.
AAUUGAUAGCUCAUAAAUUGAUAGGAUCCAAAUAAUCUACAAUCUCCAAGAUUUCUACUGUAAUCAAUCAAUCAAUCAAUCAAUCAAAUCGACGGAAAACAAAUUCAUCUCGUGACCAUCCUCAAACCAGCUGACCACUUUCCAUCUUUUACCUUGGUUACCAUCUCUUUCCUUUCUCUUUAUCUCUCAAUAGAAUCUCAAUCUUUUUGCACAGUUUGAUAAUAGAAAAUAUCAUUCACAAGAAAUGGCUUUGAACUUUUGUAGAAUCGAUCGUUGCUUAUUAUCAAUUUAUCAAUCAAUCUCUUGUUGUUCAUCAGAUUCAAAAAUCAGAUUACCAGAUGAUGAUGAUGAUGAUGAUAAUCAAAAUCAAGGCACAGAAGUCAUCUCACAUUCUAAAUUACCAUCUCAUUCAAGUUUUAUAAAUUUUUUAGUAUCUCAUCCAGAAUACCAAUCUAAAUAUCUAGACAAUCUAAGAUCAAAAGAAUUCAAACGAUUAGAUUCACCCAAUAAUCGAUCGAUUUAUUUAGAUUAUACCGGUGGUGGUUUAUACCCCGAUUCGGUUGUGAAAUUUUAUGCUGAUCAACUUUCGAAAAAUGUUUAUGGAAAUCCUCAUUCGACUAAUCCUUCAAGUCAAUUAAGUACUCGAUGUACUCAUCAAGCUAAGAUGGCCGUAUUGGAUUUCGUGGAUGCUGAUCCUGAAGUUUAUGAUUUGAUUUGGACUUCUAAUGCUACUGGUUCUAUGAGAAUCUUGGCUGAAGGGUUCGAUUUUAAACCGAAUCAGAAGUUAAUAUUGGGAGCUGAUUGUCAUAAUAGUGCAAAUGGGAUGAGGGAAUUUGCAAGGAGAGGUGGAGCAACGGUUGAAUAUAUUGAUUUGCCAAAAGAUUGUAGAGGUUUGAGACCAAACUUGGAACAAUUGAAGGUUCAAUUCAAUUCAGCCAUUCCAAACCCAGGUUUAUUUGUUACAACUGCUCAAAGCAAUAUCACCGGACUCAAAGCCCCAAUCCACGAUUUAAUCCCACUCGCAUCUUCAUCCGGUUACACAACAUUCCUGGAUGCAGCCGCUCUUUUACCCACGACUAAACUCUCGCUACGUUCCUUGAAUGGUUCACUUGACGCAUUAGGUUUGAGUCUUUAUAAAAUCAUUGGUUUACCUACUGGUGUAGGUGCAUUGAUCAUCAAGAAGACAUUAUUGAAAUCGUUAUACAAACCAUGGUUCUGUGGUGGAACCGUUCAACUUGUUCAAGCUCCUGGUGAAGCAUUAACCAUGGAACAAGGAUCCGCAAGAUUUGAAGAUGGAACGACAGAUUAUUUAUCGAUGAUUGGAAUUCCAAAAGCGCUUUCGAUCAUAGACAAAGCUUUGAGUGAUCAACAACUUGGGAAAAGGUUAUCUGCUUUGACGUAUUGGACUGUACAUCAGAUGGAUCAAUUAAGACAUGAGAAAAACUCUAGUCGGUUUAUUUUGGUUAGAAGUCCUAGUGUUUCUUUAAGUAAGAAAGAAAUGUAUGAACUGCAUGGAGCUUUGAUUGCUUUUGAAGUCAUGGAUUCUAUGGGUGAUUUUGUGAGUUGUGAAGUGAUUGAAUAUGCUGCUUCGCUGAAAGGUAUCAGUUUAAGAGCUGGUUGUAUGUGUAAUCCUGGUGGAGCGGCUAGUAUUAUGGGAAUGCAAGAUAUGAUGUCAGAGUUAAAGAGUGGUGAAACCAAGAAAGACAUUCAAACUAAGUGGGGAGUCAGAGCAGCCGGAGUUACAAGAGUUUCGUUUGGAUUAGCUUCAAAUUUUGAAGAUGCUUGGUUCUUAAUUGAGUUUUUGAAAAGUUUGAGAUCUGAGGAAGUCUUAAGGAAAGCUAUUGAAGGGUUUUAUAAUAAGCCUAGAGACGUUUCUGCUUGCUGAUCUAUGCCGACAUAUGUUUCUUCAAGCUUUGUAUUUUUUUUGAUUGUCCCUAUCAUGUUGACGUUGUGUGUUUAACUGUGAUCUUGUUGAUAUUUGAUUUUUGAAUUGUGUUUUUUCCUUUUGCUUUGGUUACUUGUUUUUUGAUCGGAAUUUCAUGAAUGAGUAUUAUCUCGAACUUUAUAAUGUGUC